AUGAAUGGAGCAUUGGGGAUUUGCCUCCAAGGCGCCCAUCCAGAUCUGAUCGAAGAAACAAGAUAUGACAGCAAUCUCGCAAAGAAAAUACACGAUGUUAACGUGAAAGUGGAGACAUACAAGACACGCUUGGACUCACAUCCAGAGUUCCAUCCCAACCAUACCAAAGAAUGUUCUGUUAAUGUAUCGAGUUCCUAUAGUCACCGAAAAGACGAAAGCCAGAUUGACAAUUUUAUACAAGGAGAAGAACUUGCCACCGAAAUUUCUCUACAAUGUGGUGGAUGUCGCUGUAAUAAGUGCCCUACUGUCGGACACACUUACUCUUUCAAGGAAGAACAGGAAUUAAAACUGAUUCAAGAAAACCUCGAGUACGACGAAGUUAACCAAUGCUGGAUAACCAGUUACCCCUGGCUCGUAGAUCCACAAAGUUUACCCGACAAUUAUCACACUGCACUUGCUACGUUAGAAAGAACUGAAAGAACGCUUAAGAAAGAUGACCAAUGGGCUAAGACGUACAAGAGCCAAAUGAACGAUAUGGUCGAUCGUUGUGUGGCAAGAAAACUAUCAUCCGAAGAAGUAAAGAGCUGGACUGGCCCAGUUUUCUGUAUCUCCCGUUUAGCAGUUGUAAAUCCGCAUUCCAAUUCUACGCCCGUGAGAAUUGUGUUCAACUCCAGCCAAACGCACAAAGGUGUUUCAUUAAAUGCUUGUCUCGCAAAAGGUCCAGACAGCUACAUGAACAACUUGGUUGGUAUUCUUCUACGUUGGAGAGAAGAAAGAGUAGCGCUAAUCGGAGAUAUUUGA
Molecule: messenger RNA, 801 nt
Organism: Paramuricea clavata
Lineage: Eukaryota; Metazoa; Cnidaria; Anthozoa; Malacalcyonacea; Plexauridae
Source: the annotation of a GenBank genome assembly